Clarias gariepinus (North African catfish) is the source of this 2403-nucleotide messenger RNA. RefSeq names its product protocadherin alpha-3-like. NCBI's taxonomy places the organism in Eukaryota, Metazoa, Chordata, Actinopteri, Siluriformes, Clariidae. The record is from RefSeq and is a predicted model, not a curated record. Bases 1 to 2403 code for a protein of 800 amino acids. Gene Ontology annotation, molecular function: calcium ion binding. Gene Ontology annotation, cellular component: plasma membrane. Gene Ontology annotation, biological process: homophilic cell-cell adhesion. The transcript is spliced from 2 exons.
AUGUAUUGUUGCGGACAAAGGCAGAGAAGGGAGCACUGCUGGAUUGUCCUGUGCUUCUAUUUGCUGAUGCGCCUAACGGAGCAGGCUUCGACUCAGAUACGGUACUUUGUUCCAGAGGAGGUUCAAGACGGAACCGUUGUAGGGAAUCUUACUAAGGAUUUGGGUCUUGAUGUAAGUUCAAUGAUAUACAGACGGCUUCGUAUAGUUUCUGGGUCUCAUGACGAUCUUUUUCAGGUUAAUCAGAACAAUGGGGUCCUGACUGUUCAUAAGAAAAUCGACAGAGAGGAGCUAUGUGACAGAAACCGAGCCUGUACAAUACAUUUGAAGAUCCUCAUUGAAAAUCCGCUUGAAAUCCAUUACAUUGAAGUAGAUAUAACAGACAUUAAUGACAAUUUCCCAGUUUUUCCAGAAACACAAAUAUAUUUGGAAAUAUCAGAAAAUAAACAUUCAGGUGCAAGAUUUGAACUUCCAGCAGCGCGUGACCUAGACGCUGGAAUUAAUUCUAUUCGUUCUUAUAAAUUAGAUCCCAACGAACACUUUCAAUUGCAGUUGAGGAAUGGCGAUGAUGAUGACAAAAUAAUUUUUUUAGUCUUGCAAAAACCUUUAGACAGAGAACAACAUAAUAAACACUUGUUACGUUUGACCGCAUUUGAUGGAGGUAAUCCUCCCAAAUCUGGUACUUUAGACAUUAUUGUUUCUGUUACUGACGUUAACGACAACACACCUGUUUUUACUCAGGAAAUAUAUACAGUUACUUUAAACGAAAAUGUCCCAAUUGGCACUAUUAUUGCAAGUGUUAAUGCUAGCGAUGCAGAUGAUGGUCUAAAUGGAGAAAUUGAGUAUACUCUUAGACGAUCAAGUAAUGCAAACGACUUAUUUCAGUUAGACAGUGUUACUGGAGUGAUUAGAGUAAGAGGGAAUAUUGACUAUGAGGAAAAUGAGGUGUACCGGUUAAACGUCCAGGCAACUGAUAAAGGUCAGCCACCAAUGACAGUAGAUUGUAGAGUGGUCAUAAAAGUUAUAGACGCGAAUGAUAAUAAACCUGAAAUACAUAUUACGUCAUUAUCCAGCAAAGUUCUCGAAGAUUCUAAACGAGGAACAGUGAUUGCCCUGGUUAGUGUUACUGAUAAAGAUUCUGGUGUUAAUGGUAAAGUUAUCUGCAGUCUGUCAAAUCACACACCUUUUGAGUUGAAAGCAUCAGUACAAGACAACAUAUUUUCAUUAGUGACGAAAGACGGAUUAGACAGAGAACUUGUUUCAUAUUACGACAUUACCAUAAAAGCAACAGACUUGGGCCAGCCUCCUCAAUCCUGUGAGAAAUAUUUGAAAGUACUGAUUGGUGACGUGAAUGAUAACAGCCCGGAAUUCCCCCAUAAUCCUCUUGAACUUUAUUUGCUGGAAAAUAACUCACCUGGGGAACUCAUCUUCUCUGUAAGUGCCACUGACAGAGAUUUUGAUGAAAACGCUGUGGUUACUUAUUCUAUUAUCAGAAAAGACGGCAUACAAAAUGACAUGACAUCAUUCAUGAACAUCAAUGCUGAAAGCGGGCAAAUACGUGCUUUAACAAGUUUUGACUUUGAAAAGGUGAAAACUUUCCAUUUCCACGUGCUUGCCAUUGAUUCUGGAACUCCUUCACUAAGCAGCAACGUCACAGUAAACGUCUUUAUUUUGGAUCAGAACGACAACUUUCCAGUGAUUUUAUAUCCAGUCAGCGCUAACGGUUCUGCUGAAGGUGUAGAGGAGAUUCCCCGUAAUGUGAAUCCAGGACAUUUGGUGACUAAAGUAAGAGCAUAUGACGCGGACAUAGGAUACAACGGCUGGUUAUUAUUUUCACUGCAGGAAGUAAGUGACCACAGUCUGUUUGGUUUGGACCGCUACACGGGACAAAUAAGGACUCUUCGGUCAUUCACUGAAACGGAUGAGGCUGAACACAAGUUGGUCAUUCUGGUCAAAGACAAUGGCAACGUUUCAUAUUCCGCAACAGCCACUGUAAUUAUUAAACUUGUUGAACCCAUGGAGGCUUUUGCUGCUUCCGAUGUCAAUAAGGCAGUAAAAGAAGAGGAAGAAAAUAACGUGACAUUUUAUUUAAUCGUUACAUUGGGAUCUGUUUCAUUUCUUUUCAUCAUCAGCAUCAUUGUGCUGAUUGUAAUGCAGUGUUCCAAAUCUACAGACAUUUCCACCAAAUAUGUGCAAGAAACAAAUUACGACGGGACGUUGUGUCACAGCAUCCAGUACAGAUCCGGAAAUAAAAGCUACAUGUUAGUUGGACCCAGAACGAGUAUCGGUUCUACACUCGUUCGUGGGUGUAAUGAGAAUACAUUGAGGCGAACCAGUAUGCACAGUCGUGAGGUGAGUUUUUGCGGUUUACCAAAUUACCAUAAGCAGAUUGGACUAGCAGAGUAA